AUGGCGGCCUCGGAAGACAGGAUGGACAAGGAUGAAGCGCGAGGCUUCCUCGAGUCUCUUCUGAACAAGAAGCUGCGCAUCCACACGACAGACGAGCGCAUGUUUUGGGGCGAGUUCAAGUGCACCGAUCCCGAUCGAAAUAUAGUUCUAGCACACACCUACGAGUACCGCCAGCCCUCGCCCGAACAGCGUGCCAAAGCAGCAGCUGCCGCCAACGCCGACGCAAGCACCAUUAAGAUGGAGUUGACGCACCGCUACCUUGGGCUCGUCGUCGUUCCCGGGGAGCACAUCUCGCGCAUCGAGAAGGAGGACUUUGCCAGUCAGGUGAAGAAGGAGUAA
Diaporthe amygdali is the source of this 339-nucleotide messenger RNA. Its product is annotated as lsm domain-containing protein. The transcript has 2 exons. The coding region runs from base 1 to 339 and encodes 112 amino acids. Gene Ontology annotation, cellular component: NatC complex. Lineage: Eukaryota; Fungi; Ascomycota; Sordariomycetes; Diaporthales; Diaporthaceae. The record is from RefSeq and is a predicted model, not a curated record.